AUGGAGCAAACGAGGAAGGUGAUGAGAGGUGUUCUUAAGAACACCAAGAAUCCAAAAUUGGCAUGGCAAUUGGUGAAGCGCGUUCUAUCUUCCCCUUCCUCUUCCUCUGCCCCUUCCACUUCCAUCACGAAUCACACUCAGCACCUUGUCACCAUCACAACACGCAUCCUCGCCGCCGCCAACAUGCACCUUGAACUCCACGACCUCCACAAACUCCUCCUAGCCUCUCAGCCGCACCACAUUGCGCACCCUUCCAUCGUUUCCAUGGUCCGAGUCCUCGCCCAAUGGGGCCACGUCGAUGAGGCCCUUACACACUUCAAAUCCUUCAGAGCCCAAUUUCCCUCAUCGCCUCCCUCCCUCCCUUUCUACAACCUCCUCCUCCGCUCCACCCUCCAACACAACCGCCCCAACCUCGUCACGUGGCUGUACACCGACAUGAUCGCCGCACGUGUUACCCCUCAGACCUACACCUUCAACCUCCUCAUCCAGUCCCUCUGCGACUCUCGGGCCUUCGACCACGCCUUCCAACUGUUCGACAAAAUGUCCCAAAAAGGGUGCCAACCUAACGAGUACACUCUCGGGAUUCUGGUUCGUGGAUUGUGCCGCGCUGGCCACGUUAAACAAGCCAUGGAGCUCGUUAACAAUAGUUAUAGCAAGAGCAAUGACAAUAACAAUUCGUGUCGUGUUGCAAACAGGGUUGUGUACAAUACUCUUGUUUCUGCAUUUUGUAGAGAGGAGAAGAAUGAUGAAGCUGAGAUACUUGUUGAGAGGAUGAGCGAGCAAGGGGUGUUGCCUGAUGUUGUUACUUUUAAUUCUAGGAUUUCGGCGCUUUGUAGAGCUGGGAAGGUUCUUGAGGCAUCGAGGAUUUUCAGAGAUAUGCAGAUGGAUGAGGAAUUGGGACUUCCUAGACCAAAUGUUGUAACUUUUAAUUUGAUGCUUAAGGGGUUCUGUAAGCAUGGGAUGAUGGAGGAUGCAAGGGGUUUGGUUGACACCAUGAAGAAAGCUGGGCAUUUUGUCUCUUUGGAAAGUUAUAACGUAUGGUUGUUGGGUUUAGUCAGAAAUGGGGAGCUAUUGGAGGCUCGGUUAGUUCUUGAUGAAAUGGCAGCAAAAGGCAUUGUACCUAAUAUUUACACGUAUAACAUUAUGGUGGAUGGCUUAUGCAGGAACCAUAUGCUCUCAGAUGCAAGAGGGUUGAUGGAUGUGAUGAUAAGCAAUGGGGUUUACCCGGAUACCGUUACCUAUACCACACUCCUGCAUGGAUACUGCAGUAAAGGGAAGGUUUUUGAAGCUAAACAUGUUCUUCAUGAAAUGAUAAGGAAUGGUUGUCAGCCUAAUACUUACACUUGCAACACAUUGCUGCAUAGCCUGUGGAAAGAGGGGAGAACGCUAGAGGCAGAGGAAAUGCUGCAAAAAAUGAAUGAAAAAUGCUAUCAACCGGAUACCGUGACCUGCAAUAUUGUGGUCCAUGGUCUCUCUAGAAACGGAGAAUUGGACAAGGCAAUGGAAAUUGUAAGUGAGAUGUGGACUAAUGGACCAACAUCCCUUGAUAAAGGAAACUCAUUUGCCACUCUAAUUAAUUCAAUCAGUAAUGUAUCAAACUGCUUGCCUGAUGGAAUCACAUACACAACUUUAAUCAAUGGACUUUGCAAAGUUGGGAGGCUAGAGGAAGCCAAGAAAAAGUUUAUUGAGAUGUUGGCAAAAAGCUUGCACCCUGAUUCUGUUACUUAUGAUACAUUCAUAUGGAGUUUCUGUAGAGAAGGGAAGAUAUCAUCGGCCUUCCGUGUCUUGAAGGAUAUGGAGAGAAACGGUUGUAGCAAGACUCUUCAAACUUAUAAUGCAUUGAUCCUGGGUUUAGGAAAUAAAAAGCAAAUAUUUGAAAUAUAUGGAUUGAUGGAUGAGAUGAGAGAAAAAGGGAUAAGUCCAGAUAUUUGUACGUAUAAUAAUAUAAUCAGUUGCCUCUGUGAAGUAGGAAAAACAAAUGAUGCCAUUUCUCUUUUACAUGAAAUGUUGGAUAAGGGCAUAUCUCCUAAUAUAUCUUCCUUCAAAAUAUUAAUUAAAGCCUUCUGCAAGUCUAGUGAUUUUAAAAUAGCUUGUGAACUAUUUGAGGUAGCUUUGAAUAUAUGUGGCCACAAAGAAGCCUUGUACAGUUUGUUGUUCAAUGAAUUACUUGCUGGAGGACAACUGUCAGAAGCAAAGGAGCUAUUUGAAGCUUCGUUAGAUAGAUAUCUCACAUUGAAGAAUUUCAUGUACAAAGAUUUGAUCGAAAGACUUUGCCAGGAUGAAAGGUUAGCGGAUGCUAGUAGCCUUCUUCAUAAAUUGAUUGAUAAGGGAUAUGGCUUCGAUCAUGCAUCAUUCAUGCCAGUGAUUGAUGGCUUAAGUAAAAGAGGAAACAAACAGCAAGCGGAUGAACUAGGAAAGAGGAUGAUGGAAUUGGCAUUAGAAGAUAGACCUGUCGAUAGGACUUAUCAAAACAGAAACAGAGUCAUUCCUGGAAAACUACAGAACGAUGGAAGAAGUGACUGGAAGGACAUAGUUAACAGGGAUGGUGGGAGUGGAAUUGCACUGAAAACUCUUAAGCGUGUGCAGAAAGGCUGGGGUCAUGGAAGUAUAUCUAGCUUGCAGUCUCAGCCAAAUGAUUUUCUUGAUUACUAUGGUGGUAGUGGUUAA
Molecule: messenger RNA, 2667 nt
Organism: Sphenostylis stenocarpa
Lineage: Eukaryota; Viridiplantae; Streptophyta; Magnoliopsida; Fabales; Fabaceae
Source: the annotation of a GenBank genome assembly